CCCUCGCCCCGCCGCAGCCAUCUCCGCCCCCUCACCCCGCCGCCUGCCUUCUCUGCCCGCUCGACCGGCGGUUUUCUUCUCGCCCCCGUGGGUUGGCGGUGUGCCUCCUUGGCGGCACUCGACGGAACGUGCCCCGCCCCCCCUCUGCUCCAAAGCCCGAGAAGUCGACUCCACCCGCCCUAACUUGCCGCCUGGUUCCGUGGCUCGCCGUCGACUCUACCCGCCCCGCCCCUGCCCUGCUCCACCACGCCCAGCCGGCAGCCCGCAGCCGCCCAGACCGCACUCGGCAGUCGACGCCCAGCGCCCGUCGUUGCGCACCUGCAGAAGGCACGCGGCCAGCCGCCCAGCCCGAUUUGAGGAAUGCUACUACUUACUACUGAAUCAUAUUGAAGAACAGAAUGUCAAUUAGGACCACAUGAUUACAUAUAUGUAUCAAACGUGGAAGAAUGAACACAUGCGCAUAGUCUUCUUUGAACUUUUCUAGGGUGGACCACCCUGUUUCAAAAUCAUAGACCCGCCACCGCCGAGGCCCUACCCUUCCUCCUCCCCGUCGCCGGCGCAGAAAAAAAAUCCGGCGAGCUAGCACUGCAUGCCUGCCGUGGCGAGCUUCAGGGCCCGGGCGUCUGCGCCAGCACCAGAGAUGCCGUCCUUCUCUUCCGGCGCUUCUCCGCAGAAGCAGCAGCAUAACGCGCGGAGGAAGCAGCUGAUUCGUCAGCAGAGGAAGUCGCUUCCCAUCGCGUCAGUGGAGAAAAGACUUGUGGAUGAGGUGAGGAAGAAUGACACGCUGAUUGUUGUCGGCGAGACCGGUAGUGGCAAAACGACUCAAUUGCCACAGUUUUUGUAUGAUGGUGGGUUUUGUCAGGAUGGAAAAGUCAUCGGCAUCACUCAGCCUCGAAGAGUUGCAGCUGUGACAGUAGCAAAGCGUGUCGCCGAGGAAUGCAAUGAUCAGUUGGGCAGAAAGGUUGGAUACUCUAUAAGAUUUGAUGAUUCCACAUCUAAUGCAACAAGGAUUAAGUACAUGACCGAUGGUUUGCUUCUAAGGGAAGCCCUUUUGGAUCCACUCUUGUCUAAGUAUAGUGUUAUAGUUGUUGACGAGGCCCACGAAAGAACCGUCCAUACCGAUGUAUUGCUGGGUUUGUUGAAAAAAGUGCAGCAUUCCCGAUGUCUUCAUGCGAAUAAAAAUGGAAAGAUUUCUGGCAGACCAGAUCACUCUCAAUCUUCUACCUUGAAGGCAUGCCAGGGAAUAAAGAUUGCACCUCUAAAGCUGAUUAUUAUGUCUGCUAGUCUGGAUGCCAAGUGUUUUUCUGAUUAUUUUGGUGGCGCUAAAGCUGUACAUAUUCAAGGACGGCAAUACCCCGUCGACACACUGUAUACUUAUCAGCCUGAGUCGGAUUAUCUAGAUGCUACACUAGUUACGAUCUUUCAGAUCCAUUUGGAGGAAGGACCUGGAGACAUUCUUGCAUUUUUAACUGGUCAAGAGGAGAUUGAAUCACUAGAGAGGCUUAUUCAAGAGCGUGCUCGUCAAUUUCCAGCAGAUAGUAGCAAGAUAUGGAUUACACCUAUCUACUCAUCUCUUCCAUCAGAACAGCAAAUGAAUGCAUUUAAGCCAGCACCAUCUGGAGCCCGGAAGGUAGUUCUAGCAACGAAUAUUGCAGAGACUUCUGUAACAAUACCUGGUAUUAAAUAUGUUAUUGAUCCUGGUAUGGUCAAAGCACGCGCCUACAAUCCUGUAACUGGAAUGGAGUCCCUAAUCAUCAUCCCUGUCUCUAAAGCACAGGCUCUUCAAAGGAGUGGCCGUGCUGGACGUGAGGGGCCAGGGAAGUGCUUUCGGUUGUUCCAAGAAUGCGAGUUUGAUAAAUUGGCAGAAUCGACCAUUCCUGAGAUUAAACGAUGUAACCUCGCAAAUGUUGUACUACAGCUCAAAGCUCUUGGGAUUGAUGACAUCAUAGGUUUCGAUUUUAUGGAGAAACCAUCAAGGACGUCCAUUUUGAAAUCAUUGGAGCAGUUGAUUUUACUAGGAGCUUUGACUGAUGAUUAUAAGCUGUCAGAUCCAGUGGGUAAACAGAUGGCUAGGCUGCCUUUAGAUCCCAUGUACUCCAAGGCAUUGAUAGUGUCGAACGAAUUCAAGUGCUUGGAAGAAAUGUUGAUUGUUGUUUCUAUGCUUUCAGUGGAGUCAAUUUUCUUCACCCCACGUGAGAAGUUGGAAGAGGCAAGAGCUGCUAGGAAGAGUUUUGAAAGCUCUGAAGGAGACCAUAUAACUUUGGUGAAUGUAUAUCGAGCUGCCGCAGAAUGCUUGGAGAAGAGCAAAAACGCAAAUGCCAAAGAAAAAACAAUGGAAAAGGCUUUGAACAGAUGGUGCUUUGAGAACUUCAUCAAUUACCGCUCUCUAAGACAUGCUCGUGAUGUUCACAGCCAAAUCCAGGGCCAUGUCCAACAAAUGGGGCUUAACCUGUCAUCGUGUGGAGACGACAUGGUCCAGUUUCGGAGGUGCCUCACUGCCGCCUUCUUCCUGAACGCGGCGAUGCGACAGCCAGAUGGAUCAUUCAGGGCGCUGGCGACGGGGCAGAGCGUGCAGAUGCACCCUUCGUCGGUGCUGUUCCGGACCAAGCCGGACUGCGUCGUCUUCAACGAGCUGGUCCGGACGACACAGAACUACGUCAAGAACCUCACCCGCAUCGACCCGCUGUGGCUGGCCGAGCUCGCCCCGCAGUACUACGCCACCGAAGACUAGUUUUUCUUCUUUAGCCGUAGUUCCUUGUAAGUUGCAAACGACGACAUGUAGUGGCAACCUGACGAUAACGCAUGAUCGGAAUGCCAAAUGAGGUCGACGCCUGGCCGCUGUAAGGUGGGAAAAAUAAUACUACUACAUGGUUUUUAUUGUCUUUGCAGUUAUCAGCCAAACUGGGUGAGACCGUGAGUCGCCACUGUGAAUGCA
This is a messenger RNA of Triticum dicoccoides, 2935 nucleotides long. RefSeq names its product pre-mRNA-splicing factor ATP-dependent RNA helicase DEAH10-like. Gene Ontology annotation, biological process: positive regulation of transcription by RNA polymerase I. Gene Ontology annotation, molecular function: double-stranded RNA binding; helicase activity; ATP binding. The record is from RefSeq and is a predicted model, not a curated record. Gene Ontology annotation, cellular component: intracellular anatomical structure; nucleolus. The transcript has 14 exons. Lineage: Eukaryota; Viridiplantae; Streptophyta; Magnoliopsida; Poales; Poaceae. Bases 590 to 2731 code for a protein of 713 amino acids.